Penicillium longicatenatum is the source of this 576-nucleotide messenger RNA. RefSeq names its product S-(hydroxymethyl)glutathione synthase. Bases 1 to 576 code for a protein of 191 amino acids. Gene Ontology annotation, molecular function: zinc ion binding; S-(hydroxymethyl)glutathione synthase activity. Lineage: Eukaryota; Fungi; Ascomycota; Eurotiomycetes; Eurotiales; Aspergillaceae. The record is from RefSeq and is a predicted model, not a curated record. The transcript has 2 exons. Gene Ontology annotation, biological process: formaldehyde catabolic process.
AUGGCGCCGUCUCUCCACCCUCUCAUUGACAAUGGCAUUGCCAAGGGUGACCCUGCCUUUCCGGGUGGCAUUCUGCGCUGCCGCUGCCCCUCCAACCAGGUGGUCGUGUCCUUGAAGAGCAACGUCGCACACAACCACGCUUGCGGCUGCUCCAAGUGCUGGAAGCCAUCCGGAGCCCUCUUCUCAGUCGUCGGUGUCUUGCCUCGAGAAAAUGUCAAGGUCGAGGCCAAUGAGUCAAAACUUCAUGUCAUCGAUUCCUCAGCUAUCAUCCUCCGCAACGCAUGUAAAGAGUGCGGUGCUCACCUUUUUGGCCGCAUUGAGCGUGAUCACCCAUUCAAAGGUCUGGACUUUGUGCACGUUGAAUUAUCGGAUCAGAAGGGCUGGCAAGAACCCCAAUUCGCCGCCUUUGUUUCUUCAAUCAUUGAGCAGGGAUACAACCCCGAGGGAAUGGAUGCGGUUCGGGCGAAGUUCAAGGCUGAGGGACUGGAGAGCUACGAUGCUUUGUCUCCGCCAUUAAUGGAUCUGAUUGCUGCAUUUACUGCGAAAAAGGCUGGUGUGAAGUUUGCCAACUUGUAA